Alligator sinensis (Chinese alligator) is the source of this 2182-nucleotide messenger RNA. It is a transcript of the gene CPXM2, whose product is annotated as carboxypeptidase X, M14 family member 2. The record is from RefSeq and is a predicted model, not a curated record. The annotation marks the transcript as partial. Gene Ontology annotation, biological process: proteolysis. The transcript has 13 exons. Gene Ontology annotation, molecular function: metallocarboxypeptidase activity; zinc ion binding. Lineage: Eukaryota; Metazoa; Chordata; Crocodylia; Alligatoridae.
CAAAGCAGAAGCACUUAUCAUAGACAGGGCAAUUUUCCCUCUUCAAAUCUUGGGAUUCACCAGCUGCCAAAGUUUCUGUUUUUCCUAUCUGCUGAAUAAGGAUCUGGGACUCACAGAGGAUCUUGGUGCAAAAAAAAAAUGAUUUCCCUUAGCAAGAAAAGCUCAUGUUUUUCUCAGCUCUGUCUUGCGCUCUGUGCCUUUGGGCUGGCACUGCUUGGAGAUUUGUCCCAGGCUCUACCUAUGGAGGAUCAGGAUUAUUACUUGCAGGAGAUUAUUAACAGAGAUCAUUAUUAUUCUUUUCCGGAACCCACUGAGGAAUAUUCCCCUUUCACCGAGCAACCUGAAGAGGAAGAAUCAGUCCCUGCUGCAGAGACAGAGAAGCCCCCAAGGCUCAGACCAGGCAGGAAAGAGUUAAAACUGAAGAAAGCCAACAAAAAAGAAAAAUCCAUUCUUGAAACUCCACCAGCCAAAAAUGGUAUCAAGAAACGUGAGAAAAACAAGAAAGGGAAUGAAAAGAUGCCAGAUGGUGACUCUGAAAGUCGAAGUGCCUAUGAAGACAUCAGAGAAAGCUGUCCGCCUCUUGGUCUGGAGACAUUAAAAAUUACUGACUUCCAGCUCCAUGCUUCUACAGUAAAGCGAUAUGGCCUUGGGGCCCACAGAGGAAGGCUUAAUAUUCAGGCAGGUGUUAACGAAAAUGAUUUUUAUGAUGGUGCUUGGUGUGCAGGACGAAAUGACCCAUAUCAAUGGAUUGAAGUAGAUGCUCGGAGGCUAACAAAGUUCACUGGAGUUAUCACACAAGGGAGAAACUCUCUCUGGUUGAGCGAUUGGGUGACAUCUUAUAGGGUAAUGGUGAGCAAUGACAGUCACACCUGGAUCACUGUCAAAAAUGGAUCUGGUGAUAUGAUUUUUGAAGGAAACAGUGAGAAAGAGGUCCCAGUGCUCAAUGUGCUACCAGUGCCCCUUGUUGCACGAUAUAUCCGUAUAAACCCUCGAUCAUGGUAUGGAGAAGGGAGCAUAUGCAUGAGAAUGGAAAUCUUAGGCUGCCCUCUUCCAGAUCCAAAUAACUAUUAUCACAGAAGAAAUGAAAUGACAACCACAGAUAAUCUUGACUUUAAACACCAUAACUACAAAGAAAUGAGACAGUUGAUGAAAACUGUGAAUGAAAUGUGUCCGAACAUCACAAGAAUUUACAACAUUGGAAAAAGCCACCAAGGACUAAAACUGUAUGCUGCUGAAAUCUCUGACAACCCAGGAGAACAUGAAGUUGGUGAGCCGGAAUUUCGGUAUAUUGCAGGAGCUCAUGGAAAUGAAGUGCUUGGACGUGAGCUAAUUCUUCUGUUAAUGCAGUUUAUGUGCCAGGAAUAUUUGGCUGGGAACCCACGCAUUGUACAUAUCAUUGAGAAUACCAGAAUUCAUCUCCUCCCUUCAGUCAAUCCAGAUGGAUAUGAAAAGGCUUAUGAAGUGGGUUCAGAAUUAGGAGGCUGGUCUUUAGGACGAUGGACUCAAGAUGGUAUUGAUAUCAACAAUAAUUUCCCUGAUUUAAACACCUUGGUGUGGGAAGCUGAAGAUCGAAAGAAGGCUUCAAGGAAGGUCCCAAAUCAUUAUAUUCCAAUUCCAGAAUGGUACCUGUCGGAAAAUGCUACAGUAGCUGUUGAGACAAGGGCAAUAAUAGCAUGGAUGGAAAAAAUCCCAUUUGUUCUGGGUGGCAAUUUACAAGGAGGAGAACUGGUGGUUGCAUACCCUUAUGACAUGGUCCGUUCUAUACGGAAAACUCAGGAGCACACACCUACCCCUGAUGACCAUGUCUUUAGGUGGUUAGCAUAUUCAUAUGCCUCCACUCACCGAAUGAUGACAGAUGCCCGAAGGAGAGUAUGUCACACAGAGGAUUUCCAGAAGGAAGAUGGGACUGUUAAUGGGGCCUCAUGGCAUACAGUUGCAGGAAGUAUAAAUGACUUUAGUUACCUGCACACAAACUGCUUUGAGUUAUCAAUCUAUGUGGGCUGUGAUAAGUAUCCUCAUGAAAGUGAAUUACCUGAAGAAUGGGAAAACAACCGUGAAUCCCUGAUUGUUUUUAUGGAACAGGUUCAUCGGGGCAUCAAAGGGCUUGUAAGAGAUUCACAUGGGAAAGGAAUUCCAAAUGCCAUUAUUUCAGUGGAAGGUGUUAACCAUGACAUUCGCACAG